Molecule: messenger RNA, 2455 nt
Organism: Blastomyces gilchristii SLH14081
Lineage: Eukaryota; Fungi; Ascomycota; Eurotiomycetes; Onygenales; Ajellomycetaceae
Product: acyl-CoA dehydrogenase
Exons: 9
Coding region: 518-1846 (442 amino acids)
Molecular function (GO): flavin adenine dinucleotide binding; acyl-CoA dehydrogenase activity
Source: RefSeq, a predicted model, not a curated record
GAUGUUUUGAACAAGACAUCACCCCGAGUUACAGCAUCUAGCAAAGAACCCGCUAUUUGCUUUGGAAUUGGUAGAUGUGGGACAUGGAGAGCUCUUCCGCGCGCUGCUCGGCCAUCCUCCAGUGCCCGCCUGUCCAUGUAGCCUCCACCAAGCACAGCUGAUUGCUACUUGAUCUGGUAUUUCGUCAGGCGGCGUGAGUGAUGGGGACCAUGCUGGUAGCCCGGCUCUCGGAACCUUCCCGAGUCAGAAGUUUAUAUCUAACUCUCCAUGUAUAUUUCUAUUUAAUCGAUUGAAUUGCUACUUUUGUUGAUACUUAUAGGAUCUUGUCACAUCUUUUGCACUCUUCAUCCUGCGCCUGUUGUACGGAAUAGAAUAGCUAGCCCACCACCCGAGAAGGCGACGGCAACCCCUACGCAGCCCACCAAUUGGCUGACCUAUUGGGAUUUUUAUUGAUUAUCUGUAUUGACCUUGUCUUCUCUGCUCUUCUUCUAAGAACAUAUUGACUUCAUCGACCACCAUGGCCUCGCGCCUCCUCUGCCGCUCACUCUUGGGCUGCUCACGUCGCCAAGCCCCCACAAGGAGAACAGCCGCGGUACGGCAAUGUCUACAAGAGCGAUCAUUCUCUGCCUCCCCGUCAAGUAGAAUCAUGGAACUCAGCUGCUUCUCGCAAAACCAACUAAUGGUCCGAGAUGCUAUAGCGAAGAUCUGCUCUAACUUUCCCGAUGAAUACUGGGCUGCGCGCGACGAAUCAGGCGAAUACCCUCAUGAACUGCACGCGGCAUUGGCCAAGGAUGGCUGGAUUGGAAUUGCUCUUCCCGAGGAACUGGGCGGAGCUGGCCUUGGCAUAUCAGAAGCGACGAUGAUGUUACAGACGAUUGCACAGAGCGGUGCCGGUCUCGCUGGUGCGCAAUCGAUUCACGCAAAUGUUUACGCUACUCAGCCCGUUGCCAAGUUCGCGACAGAAGAGCAAAAACAGCGGAUGUUGCCCAGGUUGAUCGCCGGGGACUACAGAGUUUGUUUUGGAGUCACAGAACCAAAUACGGGGCUUGAGACGCUGAAACUCCGCACGGAGGCGAUUAGGGAUGGUGACUCGUACAGGGUAUCUGGACAAAAAAUCUGGAUAUCUUCCGCCCAAGUCGCCAAGCGAAUGGUCCUCCUCGCCCGCACCACGCCGCUUGAGGAAGUCAAGAAGCCAUCCGAGGGCCUCUCGCUUUUCUUCAUUGACUUCGACAAGGAUGCGUCGGGCCUGGGCCUGCGCAGGAUUAAGAAGAUGGGCGGCCGCGCCGUUGACGCGAAUGAGGUCUUCUUCGACAACUACCGCAUCCCUGCGGAUUCCCUCAUCGGCGAAGAGGGCGACGGUUUUAAAAUCGUCCUCCACGGCAUGAACGCCGAACGCUGCCUCCUCGCGGGCGAAGCGCUGGGACUGGGUUACAUCGCACUCGAAAAGGCCGCCAAAUACGCCAAGGAGCGCGUCGUCUUCGGCCGGCCCAUCGGGCAGAACCAAGGCAUCGCCCACCCGCUCGCGGACGCCUAUAUGAAUCUCGAAGCGGCGAAACUGGCCACGUACCAUGCCGCGAGGCUGUACGAUGCUAGCAAGACUGAUAAGUCGAUUACGCAGAAGGCGGUUGGAGUUGCGUGUAAUUUGGCGAAGUAUCUUGCGGCGGAGGCAGCGUUUACGGCGUGUGAGAGGGCGGUGCUCGCGCAUGGUGGGAUGGGUUAUGCACAAGAGUAUCAUGUUGAGCGAUAUCUGAGGGAAUGUUUCGUGCCGCGGAUUGCGCCUGUCAGUCGAGAGAUGAUUAUGAACUAUGUCAGUGAGAAGGUGCUGGACCUGCCUCGUAGUUACUAGAUAAUUUGAGGGAUUUUUCCAUUUUCUUCGUUGCCGGUUGAGAGUGACGACAUAGCAGUGCAAUAAUGGGAAUGGGGAAGGAUUGUCAUAGAGUUUUUUUUAUCCCUGAUUUUUCCCCCGUUUAAAUUUCGUCUGGUUAUAUUUUCCCAUACCAAGGUAUCCAUAUUGCUCUAUGAUUGGAUAGAUGGAGUUGGAAUAACCCUUUGCCACUGUUUAUAUAAAUAGUAUAACACUCAUUGUUGGUUUGAAGAUAUAUUUCAUCAUUGCUUUCAUCAUAGUUAACCUCUGAACAGCUCUACAUAAUCUGACCUGUGUAUGUGGGUUAAAGGUAGAAGCUUUGAUAGUUUUUAUUGUGUAGUUAUUUAUUUGGCUAGUUAUUUAACUGGUUAGUUAGUUAUAGUUAUUUAUUUCAUGUACAUAAGUUAGCUAGUUUGCUGGAACUAGUUCACAAAUAUUCAUAUUGCUCUCACAUGCUAGCUCUUGGUUGUGUGCUGGCUGGCCCCUUUUGACCAUAUCUGGGGGGGGAAUGAAAUACACAGACAAAUAAUUAUUAUUUUUGUCAAAAGAUUGAUCAGUUGUUUAAGUAUUUUAUUUAUAUUUUAUAAAUUU